CAAUGAACCUAAUUAUUAUUAAGUUAUAAGUCUAACAUUGUUUAAUGGCCAAAUAUAUGUACCAUUUUGUCAGUAAAAUAUUUAUCUAUUUGUUAAUAAUGAUUAUUCUUGCUUUUUGAUUUUUGUGCUGUUGAAAUUACAAAACUCAGAGAUCAAGCCAAAGGUUUUCAUCCACACCAAUACUUUUCCAAUGCAGGCCUUUAAAAACAAGCAUUCAACUAAACUAAAUUGUCGUUUUAAACGGCAAAGGAUCCUGGAAAAUAUGAUGACCCAAAAAUUCGGCUAUAAUCCAUUUCUUGUGAUAAAGAGGGACAAAAUGUUGCACCGGAGAUAUGCCAUAGGUCGAAUUAUGUUAUUUGCCGAGAAAAACCGGCAUGACAUGCUCAAGAAAGCUCUCAAAGAAGAUGUAGGGUAUAAAAUGAAGAAGGUUUUUGUCAGAAAACGCAUUAUCAACUCAUUUGCAGCUAUAGCAGCUUUAAAACUGCAAGUUAUACAAGUCAAAAAUGAAUUAAACAAAAUAAUCAGAGAAGUGAAAACAACAUAUACUAAAGAAGAAGUAAUUAAGUUUGUUACUAUUAUAAUAAACAAAUAUAUUCCAUAUAAAAUACUUGGCCGUAAAAAAUAUUAUGAAACAUUCCGGAGAAACUGUAUUAACAUUAUCCUGGCAAAUUACAAGCAGAAUAUGCUCUUAUCAAACGCUAUGAAAGGUUUAAACAAGACAAGCCUGAAAAAUAGACAUCUCACUGCAAAAAUUGUGCUUUGGUUAAACAAGCUUUUGAUGAGAGUUAUAGGCAGUAUUUUUUAUGUUACAGAAGGUACCAAGUGCAGAGAUAUAAUUUUUUAUAAUCCACGGUAUUGGAUUGGUUUACAAAAAAGUGCGCUAGAAGACCUCGAAUCCAAUGGGGAAAUAAAACAAAUUGAAGUGCUCUCCCAUUCAGAUCCUAGUAUCGGCAAAAUGCGUUUGGUACCUAAACCAUCUGGAACUGGUCUUCGUCCGCUUGUACUCAAAAGCACUAAUCAACAGAAUGAGUCAAGGCUCAUAUUGAGGUGUAAUCUCUUCCUGAAACAAUUAGUUGCCACAAAAUUAGGAGCAUAUCCAAAUGCUAUUUCAGACAUACAUUCAGCCUGGCUGGAAUUUAGCACCAAGAAUCAACAUUAUAAGGAAAAGUUAUAUUUUGUUAAAAUGGACAUCAAAAAUGCUUAUGGAUCAAUAAUACAUGAAGAGCUUAAAAACAUUUUAAAACUUCUGUUUGAUGAAUGCCUACCAGUUGAUCAUUUAUCAGUUAAUGUGUGCUCCUACCAAGGAAUUUGGAAGGAGGUCGAAACAGAACAAUUUGCCGAAUUGACUCAAUCAAUCUCUUCACACAAAGUAAAAAAUGUUGUUCAGAGACAGACAAAAGUAUCUGCAAAUAUAUUCAAAACCUUCAUUCUUGAUUUUAUUGACAAUAUUAAAGUUAAUAUGAACCACACAAAUAAAACAUACCGGUUUGUUAAAGGACUUCCCCAAGGCAGGUGUUUUGUGUCUGUUGUAUGCCUAUUUCUGUUAAAUUUCUUAAUAUUAUCCCACAAUUUUUCAGGAAGUGCUCUUUCAUCUGUUCUAUGCGAAAUUUACUAUAGUUACGUUGAUCAACAAUUCCUAAACUUUACAAACAAAGAGGAAGGAGAUUUGUGUAUUCGACUGGUAGACGACUACUUAUUCGCCUCCAGGAGUCAAGAAAGGGCUGAAAGGUUUCUAUCGUUGUUAGAAAAUGGAUUUCCAAAAUACGGCUUGUUCAUCAAAAAUGAAAAGACCCUAACAAAUCUGAUCCAGGAUGUAGAUUUUGUACCGUAUUUUGGUUUAAAGUUUAACUUGAAAACCAAACAAGUAAAACCGAAUCUUGAGGGCUAUUAUAAAGUUGAUCCUUUGUCCACAAUGACCAUUAGAAGGAGUUUUGAUUUAAGCACUUUAAAGGAACGAUUACUGUUUACUCAUACUUUGAAAUUGUAUAAAAUAUUACUAGAUAAUAGAUUUCUAUGGAAAACAACAAUUAUUUGGAAUAUUUUUGAUGCUGCAACCAUAAUGGCUUUGCGGUUCAGCAGCAUAGUGAAGAAUCUUCUUAACUCAUCAGACAAAAUGGAUUUCUACCAAUUAGUUGAUUGUGUAAUGAGUUCAGCUUUUAAAAUUUCCAAGACAGCAUAUGGCAAAUUAAAUUCUGGGACAGUGUCUUUAGAAUGUUUGAAGUACUGUGUGAUCAAAGCGUUUGUGAAAGUGUUGGAGAGGAAAGCUGUCCACAAAAAGGUUGUAAAAAAGCUUAAAGCAAUUAUGGGAAAAUAUCUGAAAUUCUUAAAAUGUAGAGAAAUGAAAAUUGCACUAUAUGUUGGAAAGAAGCUUUCCGAACCAUUGGAGACCUGUCUGUAAAAAUUAGAAUAUACCAUAUUUUAAGCGUACAAUAAAAUGUAUUUUUAAAAUAUUUUAUUU
This is a messenger RNA of Cimex lectularius (bed bug), 2458 nucleotides long. Its product is annotated as telomerase reverse transcriptase-like. Gene Ontology annotation, molecular function: telomerase RNA binding; telomeric repeat DNA binding. Lineage: Eukaryota; Metazoa; Arthropoda; Insecta; Hemiptera; Cimicidae. Gene Ontology annotation, cellular component: telomerase catalytic core complex. Gene Ontology annotation, biological process: telomere maintenance via telomerase. The transcript is spliced from 10 exons. Bases 191 to 2398 code for a protein of 735 amino acids. The record is from RefSeq and is a predicted model, not a curated record.